Molecule: messenger RNA, 2043 nt
Organism: Emiliania huxleyi CCMP1516
Lineage: Eukaryota; Haptophyta; Isochrysidales; Noelaerhabdaceae
Exons: 1
Coding region: 16-1632 (538 amino acids)
Source: RefSeq, a predicted model, not a curated record
CGUGGCCAAGGUGCGAUGCUCGGUCUGUUCGCCCUCACGCCAUCCCUCCCGGUCCCGGUGCCGACCUCAGAGACGGCCCAGCCGCUCCUCUCGUCCGACCUCCCGGCGCUACACAGCCGCAACAUCCAAGCAGGCCAGUUCGCGCCAGGCGAGCCCGUGCCGGUGUACGAUUUCGCGCCAGGCGAGCCCGUGCCGGUGUAUCGGUACUCGCAAGGGCAAGGCGAGCCCGUGCCGAUGUACCAGUUCGCGCAAGGGCAAGGCGAGCCCGUGCCGGUGUAUCAAUACUCGUCCGGCAUGGCGGCCCAGCCGUACGCGAACCAGCACUGGGCAGAGGUUCUGCCCGGCACGGUUGCGCCGCAAGGAGCGCCGGCGGGCUACUUUUACGACGGCGCCCCAUCGGCCGAGCCCCUCCGAUACGAUUCGGGCUAUGGCAUGCCAUACUCACAGCCAGCACUGGACGAGCAGUGCGAGUCGGAUUGCGCGGAUGCACUCUCCAAGGCGACCGGCGCCUGCCUGCUUGUGCCGACUCCUCUCAUCGCGAUCGUCGCCCCGAUCUGCUACCUAGCCGUCGCCGAGGCCCAGGCGCACUGCGACCGGUGUCCCGAGAUCAUGUGCUACUCGAUGGCCCCGGGCAGGACCGUCUACAAAAACUGGUGGGGUCUGUUCGGCUCGCCCGACGAGGAGCCCUUCUUCCCCUUUGCGAACCCGGGCCUCGACUACGAGUGCAAGAACGACUGGGCCGACAUGCUCCCAGAUUGGGGCGGGCGCGAGGCCCUCGAAGGCAUCUGCGACAUGUGCGAGCCCGUCUUUGAUAAGUACGGCUCCGGCCGCGGCCGCAGCCUACUUCUCGACAACCUCCACAUGGGGCUCAUCUCCACCUCGGUGGACACCGCCGUCGACACCAAGGUGGACGUCGGCAAGGAUACGGCGGCAAAGGCUCUGGACGAGAUGUCGCCCGAGACGAUUCGGGCGCUGGGAGGGAGGAAGGGCCUCACCUCUCUCGACGAAGCAAAGGUGGGGCUCGUCGCCGAACAAGCCAAGCUGCACGCGCAGGACAAGCUCAGACAGGGGGCCGUGCAAGCGGCCGCGUCCGCGACCGGCCUCGACGCGGACACCGUUGGCUGGCUCGGCUCAUCGGUUGGCGCGCUGGACUACGCGUGCGACUGCGGAUGGACGGAGGAUUACGCGUGCCCGAGCGCAGAGCAGCCCGGCCGCAAGGGCUGGGCGCAGGACGCGUCGACGCAAUGCUACAAGUACUGCUGCGAGGGCGCGGGGUCGCAGCUGAAAUCGCUCGAAGAGAUACGCGCCGAGGUGGGGCUUGACGACGAGACGGUGGCGAAGGGCCUUGGCUCGGUCGCCGACGCUGUCUCGGGCGACGACGAUCAGGGUUACGGCAGCGAGCACUGGCAGCAGGGGAGUGGCUACGCAAUGCAGCAGCCGUUCCAGCCGCAGCAGCAGCAGCAAUGGCAGCAGUGGCAGCAGCAGCAGUGGCAGCAGCAGCAGCAGCAAUGGCAGCAGCAAGCGCCGCCGCCGGCACAGUACCUGAAUGAACGGCCGCAGCAACAGUACCAGCAGCCCCUCCCCGCUCAACAGUACGGCCCAGCCGCCGACACGUACGCGCAGACACAGUAGGGGUACACGCCGCCCUCCGCGCACCGCCGCAAGUUCUGGCAGCUUGGCGACGCGGGCCAAGGAUGCGACGCGGUGUGCGCCGCGAGUGGCUCGGCCGAGUGCGACGUGGCGACGCUCCGCGGAGACGAGGCGGAUGAGGAGUACGAGGUGGAGGGCAUCGCGAAGAACCUCCUUGGCCAGCGGUGCGCCAGCAGCUCGGGCUCAUCGCCCUCCUUUGCGCCUGCCAUCGACGCCGCUGGAGGGUGCCUCUAUGCCAACCACGGCGGCCGCUCCUGCACCGUCACGUCUGCUAGCCACCGUCGCUUCUGUCCCUGCGUUGUCUACUAGAAUGGAGCUCCCGAUCGCCCGGUGUUUAAUUCUGUGUACACAUUGUUGUAACCUGGUCUGUGCAAGCUCCCGCACAUCAGCUAG